AUGGGAACCUCUUCUGAAGAAAUUGAGAAAUGUGUGAAGCAUUUGGAAUCUGGACAACACAUUCAUCGAUCGUUGAACCGUCUUCUCCGCCUGGAUGCUUCAUUAUCACAAUUUACUUCGUAUGGAGUCAAACAUUUAGCGAUUCGGUAUUCAAAAAAUUCUGAGUAUAAGACUGUUUCCAAUGAUCUUCUAUCCAAGAUUCAGAAGUUGGAGGACGACUCCGUUUUUCGGAAACCGUAUAACACAAGUCAUCCUUCACAUCAGAAUCGACGACGUAAUGCUUCGACGAGUUUGAGUUCUUCGAAAUCUCAUUCAAAACUUCCCAAAAUCUGUACUCCAGAAGAUGACCUUCCUUCGUUAGAACCCUCAUCAAAAUCAUCAUCUGAAUCUUGUGUAGUAACUCAAAAGAAUGUUAUUGAGGUCACUAAACUCAAAAAUCUGGAAGAAAGUGACUAUGACCGUGUUCGUCCAACACUUGUGACACUUUCAGCAAAACAACUCAAGUCGUUUAUGGAUCAGAAUCCCCGAAUCGAAUUGAUUGGAGAUGGAUUAUUCAGAAGACAUUGUCAGAUGGAUUGUCCAGAAGAAGUUCCGAAGAAGUUGAUAACAGAAACAUGGAGAACUCUUCAUGAUGUAUUUAUCAAUUGGAAGUUGUACCAGGAAGCAAAAGUUUGGGAGAAGAAAAUCAAUGAAGGGCUCGAAAAUUAUGUAAAAAUGAAAACUGAUACUCAAUAA
Molecule: messenger RNA, 735 nt
Organism: Caenorhabditis briggsae
Lineage: Eukaryota; Metazoa; Nematoda; Chromadorea; Rhabditida; Rhabditidae
Exons: 3
Coding region: 1-735 (244 amino acids)
Source: RefSeq, a predicted model, not a curated record